Messenger RNA from Haemorhous mexicanus (house finch), 3555 nucleotides. It is a transcript of the gene PRKACB, whose product is annotated as protein kinase cAMP-activated catalytic subunit beta. Bases 386 to 1396 code for a protein of 336 amino acids. Gene Ontology annotation, molecular function: cAMP-dependent protein kinase activity; ATP binding. The transcript has 11 exons. Gene Ontology annotation, cellular component: nucleus; cAMP-dependent protein kinase complex. Lineage: Eukaryota; Metazoa; Chordata; Aves; Passeriformes; Fringillidae. Gene Ontology annotation, biological process: peptidyl-serine phosphorylation. The record is from RefSeq and is a predicted model, not a curated record.
CCCGGCCUUUCUCUUCCUUCCUUCCUUGAAAUCCCAGCUGCCAUGGAAAUCCUGCUCUCCAACACCACUGAAACUCUCAGAAGCCUUUUACUUCUAACUGCAUAACCCUGAAAUUUGUGGAUAAAAAAGCCCUCUAUAACUGCAAUUUAGCUUCCUGGCUUGUAAGCGUAAGGAAAAGGCUUUGCAGGCACCUGACUGAAGAACAUCUGCUGAAACCCUCUGAGCCUGGGAUGACCACUCAUUCAUGGCACUAGCAAUAUUAAAAAAAAAUUAAAAAAAAAAAAAGACAGUGAGAAGAAAUUAAAGCAUUUAAAGGCUCAAACUCUGGAAAUAGCAGAAACUACUGGAAAAGAAGGCAAGAACACUUCAGUGUACAUCUGGAAACAUGAAAGAGUUCCUAGCCAAAGCCAAAGAAGACUUUUUAAGAAAAUGGGAAAGCCCCCCUCAGAAUACUGCUGGCCUAGAUGAUUUUGAGCGGCAAAAAACCCUUGGAACAGGAUCAUUUGGGAGAGUAAUGAUGGUGAAACAUAAAUCCACAGAACAGUAUUAUGCUAUGAAGAUACUGGACAAACAGAAGGUUGUCAAACUGAAGCAGAUAGAACACACACUGAAUGAGAAGAGGAUAUUACAAGCGGUGAACUUUCCUUUCCUUGUUAAACUGGAGUAUUCUUUUAAGGACAAUUCUAAUUUAUACAUGGUAAUGGAGUAUGUUCCUGGUGGAGAAAUGUUUUCACAUCUAAGAAGAAUCGGAAGGUUCAGUGAACCACAUGCACGGUUUUAUGCAGCUCAGAUAGUGCUAACAUUUGAGUACCUCCAUUCAUUAGACCUCAUCUACAGAGAUCUAAAGCCUGAAAAUCUUUUAAUUGAUCAGCAAGGAUACAUCCAGGUCACGGACUUUGGCUUUGCAAAAAGAGUAAAAGGCAGAACUUGGACGUUAUGUGGGACUCCAGAAUACCUGGCACCUGAAAUAAUUCUCAGCAAGGGUUACAACAAGGCAGUGGAUUGGUGGGCACUAGGAGUGUUAAUCUAUGAAAUGGCAGCUGGAUAUCCCCCAUUCUUUGCAGAUCAGCCCAUUCAAAUUUAUGAGAAGAUUGUGUCUGGCAAGGUGAGGUUCCCAUCACACUUCAGUUCAGAUCUAAAGGAUCUUCUAAGAAAUUUACUCCAGGUAGAUUUGACCAAACGAUAUGGAAAUCUCAAGAAUGGUGUAAAUGACAUAAAGAAUCACAAGUGGUUUGCAACUACAGAUUGGAUUGCCAUUUAUCAGAGAAAGGUAGAAGCUCCAUUCAUACCAAAGUGCAGAGGUCCUGGAGAUACCAGCAACUUUGAUGACUAUGAAGAAGAAGAUAUUCGUGCUUCUCUAACAGAAAAAUGUGCAAAAGAAUUUGCUGAUUUUUAGUAGGAGUAAGAGGACAAGAUGACAUCAGGGCUCACAUUGGGAUCUUUGCACUCUGUUAACAGAUGAGGUGGAGCUGAGACCAUCAUAUGUCAAAACAGUUACCUAGUUACUUCAUUCCACAAAGCUGACUGAGGUCUUUAUUGCCAUCUUCCAUGUGUGCAGUUUGCACCAACCCUUCUAACUAGGCACAAUUAAGCAAGCACUGUUUGUGCAGUAACACAGAAUAAUAGACCACUUUCCUACUUAACUUUGGUUUCUGUCGUUCUUUGUUUCUGUGUAUUGUUCAUUUUCCCCCUUUGAAAUGAAGUAGUUUUUUACCCAAGAAUGCUCCAUUUUAUUUUGAAUAAUGUAUUAUUUGUGUGAGUGAAAUGGAAGGUGUUGCGGCUAGUGUGAUUUAGACUGAAGUGAAAGAUAAAUGUUGCUUCUAGUCUGUGCCAGCCAAUAAUUCAUGUCUGUCUUGUGUCUGAUGCUACAAUUUAUAAUAAUUUUUUAGUAGCUCAGACUAAACCUAGCCAACAUUUUUAGCAUUUUUGAAGGUAGUAUUUAUCGCCAUAUAAAUGUCUGCUAAAUUAACUUAAAAACAUUUCUUCCUGGAGGCUGACCAAAAUUCAGUAGAAUCAAUUGGAUGGCUUAAGUAGGGGACAGUAGCUAGACCCCGUGCCUUGGUUUUCUACAUCCCUGCAGUUUUCGUCACUGCCUCCUUCCUUUGUAUUUCCCACCUAGGCAGUAGGCAAGUUGCCAUAACCAGACUGUACCAUGGAAAGCUUACAGUCUCAUGAGAGGGAGUAAUUCCAUCUGGUCUGGACUUUGGACCAUAUUAAACCAAGUCAACUUACCAGCAUUUCAGUUGGCAGGUGUGAAAUGGCUUGUUUAAGAUCAAGAACCCUAAACUCUUAAAGGAAGUUUUGGUCAGUACUGUAGAGAAUUCAUUUUGAUUCACUUUUCCUUCUGUUUUUUUCUUAUUUUUUUUAAAGUAGCCAAUGUUUCGGCUCCCAAAGUAUUCCUUGCUUCAAGCCUUUUUUGAUUAAAAAAGGCAUCCAUUAGAAUAAAAACCAUCAUGCCACAGAAAGCAAAAUGCGCUCUGCCAUUAGCUAUGAAAAACAAAUGGUUUAGCAAAUGCAAAAUAAUGUUCUAGAUGCAUCGCUGGAUGAACACGGUUAUUUUUUGUUAGCUGUUAAGAAUAAGAGGUUAUUGCCAAGUUUUUAUUCUGGUAUACUAUAUUAGUAAACUGAGGAUGGAGUACUGCUACAAUCAUUUUCUUUUUAAUUACAGCACUUCAUUCAUGAAGAAAAGAGAUCAAGUUUAAAAACUGCAACAGCUGAGUUUAUUUUAGUUGCGUUGUGUCUUCAUUUCUAACCUACUUUCUUUCAAUCAAUCAGAAUGUAUGGUCACACAGAUACAAGUAUUUGGGUUUAAUUAUGUUUUGUAUACUCUCACCAACUGACUUAAAAGGUAUUGCUACCAUGUGCUAGCUUUGGGCACUUUUACACAUUUAUUUCAAUGUUAAUAAUCAGCGGCUCAGCACUUUUUUCGGGGUUGCUUUUAAACUUAUUCAUAGUAGUUUUAUUUGAACACUUGGUUCUGGCUGUCUCAGUGACCUGUCUUAAAACAGCACAUCUAAAAGUUUAAACUAGACUCAUGUUUUAUGAUAAAUUUACAUGCAUACAAGGAUUAAUUGUUUUUUUAAAAAAUGAGCUAUAUUGAUACAUAGCCAUUGGAUUUGUUUGAACGCCAGUGCAAAUAAACAGCUGGCAUUCCUUCCUUUUAAUCUGUACGACGCUCCUAAAAGAAAGGCCUUUGUAGACAUUUUACAAAAGAGUAUGAAACAUACCACCCAAUGUUCUGUCUGUUUAGGUUGUUGAGCAUUUUUGCACAACGUCAUUAGGAGGCUGACACUGAAUGCAGUCUUUGUCCACCCAUAUUUACAUACAUGCAAGAAAAGUAUAAGAUACUUUGCUGUAGCAAAUUUUAUGUAACAAAGAUAUAUCGUCACAUUAAUAAAUUUAAAGAAAUCCUUUGUAUGAAAAUGUUAAAAUCUUUUGUAUUUCAUUUAGACCAAGGACAUGCUGCUGUAUGCUAGCUGUAUGCGAUAAAUUCUACAGUAACUUUGUUGUCGUUUAUGAACUUUAAAAGAUUUUAAUAAAUGUUGAAGAUCACAA